Messenger RNA from Amborella trichopoda, 1786 nucleotides. Its product is annotated as calcium/calmodulin-regulated receptor-like kinase 1. Gene Ontology annotation, biological process: protein phosphorylation. The record is from RefSeq and is a predicted model, not a curated record. Gene Ontology annotation, molecular function: protein kinase activity; ATP binding. NCBI's taxonomy places the organism in Eukaryota, Viridiplantae, Streptophyta, Magnoliopsida, Amborellales, Amborellaceae.
CUACACGCUUUCUCUCUCUACAUUAUGGUAGUCCUUCGCUCGUCCACCACGCUGUCAACGGGUAUUCCCAAGCCAAAAAAACAAUCUUCUUCACACAUUCCAUUCUCCAGAGACAUUCCAUGCUUUUGAGAUCCCAUGGUGAUCGGGUGCGAUCUUUCUUUAGGAUUUGCAAGAUGUCCGUAUCUUCCCAGCACCAUAAAGACCUAAGGGAUGACACACCAAACUAAUUUGGUUAUUAUAGGUGUUUCUGUUGGUGUGGCCAUUGGAUUAUUGGUGGCAUUAUGUGGAUUUAUCUUCGUGAGGCUGUACAAAAAGCGUUCUCAACUUCAACGUCGUGGCAGUGAACAAAGCAGGGGCUCUCUGCCAAUAUAUGUAAAUGGAGUGGAUUCAAGUAUGGUGCUUUCAGGUUCAGAAGUUGUUAAUGGGGCAACCAAUUCAGUAAAAAGAGGUAAUCAAUGGUCUUGGUGGGGAAGCCAUGAUAAAGAUAUUGUCAUCUCAGCCUCUGGCAUUCCAAGAUACUCAUACAAGGAUGUGCAAAAAGCCACACAAAAUUUCACUACUAUUUUGGGGCAGGGUUCUUUUGGUCCAGUUUAUAAGGCCACAAUGGCUACAGGUGAGGUGGUGGCAGUGAAAGUCCUUGCAUCAAACUCAAAGCAAGGCGAGAAGGAAUUUCAGACAGAGGUGUUUUUGUUAGGUAGAUUGCAUCACAGGAAUCUUGUCAAUUUGGUCGGAUAUUGUGUAGAUAAAGGGCAAUACAUGCUGCUCUAUGAAUAUAUGAGCAAUGGAAGCUUGGCGAGCCAUUUGUUUAGUGAAGGUCCAUGCAAGUUGAGUUGGGAGGAAAGGCUUCAAAUAGCUGAAGAUGUUUCACAUGGAAUUGAGUAUCUUCAUGAAGGGGCAGUUCCUCCUGUUAUACAUCGGGAUAUCAAGUCUGCUAAUAUAUUAUUAAACAGUUCGAUGAGAGCAAAGGUGGCCGAUUUUGGAUUAUCCAAAGAAGAGGUCUAUGAUGGACGCAACUCUGGAUUAAAGGGCACAUAUGGGUACAUGGACCCCGAUUAUAUGUCAACGAGCACGUUCACAAAGAAGAGUGAUGUUUACAGCUUUGGCAUCAUAAUGUUUGAGCUCAUCACUGCCAUAAAUCCACAGCAAGGUUUAAUGGAUUAUGUCAAUCUUGCGGCCAUGAGUGCAAAUGGUAAAGUGGGGUGGGACGAAAUACUUGACAAGGAGCUUGUUGGCAAGUGUGACCCCGAAGAAGUUGGUACUAUGGCGAGCAUCGCUUACAAAUGUGUGCAAAAAUCUCCUAGAAAGCGGCCUAACAUAGCAGAAGUCUCUCAAGCUUUGUCGAGGAUAAGGCAGAUCCGGCUUCGUAGAGAAGGAUCCCCAUCUUUCAUAGGUGGUGAAAUAAUCCAUGUUGUGAAGCGAAUAGAGCGACAGCAGAUUGAAUUAAGCAACAUGACCAGCAUCAAAGGAGUUUAGGGAUGAUAGAUACUAUGCACAAAGAUGAGAGAGAGGAAGUGGGGGACAGAUGAAGCAAGGAGCUUCAUUCACAGUUUGCAGGCCUUACUGUGGUCUGGUGUAGGGUAAGGGAAGAAGUUUUUCUAGUUGUAAGUAUAUAUAUUUGGAUGAGCCAUGGUUUUUUCCUUCAAAAUUAAACGGCUGGCUUUUGCCACAUGAAGUGUAACAACUGUCUCUCUCCCUCUAAGGUAAAGUCGGAACCGAUCCUGACUUGGGUUGGGUUCAAGUCAAUUGAACCCCGCCUGACUUGGGUUGGGUAUAAAAAUUCUCUCUC